AUCAACAGCCGCCAUUUUGCGCUGGAGAGACUGAGAAGUAUUUCGGAAUUUGUCGUGUAAAUUUUCUGUUUUUUCUUAAUCAUUUUAUCAUAAACUUGUCCAUUCCCUAUAUUUUCAAGUGUUAAGUGAAAUAGUGUAAUAGGAUCGCUAAAAUAAGUUCAAUAAAGUAGCAAAAAUCUGGUGAUAUUGUUUUCAUUUAUUGUGCUAGUUCCGUCGGAAGAUGGUGAGAGGGUCUGUGUAGCUCUUCGAUUCGGAGCUUUGUAAUGGCGAAUACUUGAGUGAGAAAUUUUAAUAUGUGCCUUCAAUGGUUCGAAGGACAUCGAACGAUCGGGAUGUGGGUGAAUUAUAUUGUGAUGAAUGACAAAUCGCUCUAAAAUGUUGUUUUUUAAAGAUAUUAGAUAUAAAAGUGUUAUUUGAAUCGGCGGGCCGAAAUAUUCACGACGGCUUACGUUUAGUAAACAGAGCCAUGGCCGAUCAUCAUGUGGAUGAGCCGCCAAAUAAGCGGGCAAAAAUGAUCCGGGACCCGUUUCAGGGUCCAUCGGACACCGCGGAUGGGUUUUCGAACCUGGACAUGUUCGACCUUGAAAAGGACCUCCCUGACGAGUUGAUGGGGGGUUCUUGGGGUGAACAGCCCGGUGUCACAGGCCCUAAGCCUCCAGCCCAAGGUCCAGGGCCUGGGGGGCAAAUGGGUCAGCAGCAGCUGAAUGGGGAUGAUCCUACUGCUGCAAUGCAACGGCAAAUUAAUAAUCAUCUUAUACAACAAGUCUUUUCACAGGGCAACAAGAGUGGCUUAGUUGGCCACAACAACCCGUUAACACUGGGUAGCUUAGGUAGUAAAAGUCCCAAUCUUCAAUCGCCGCCUAACGUCUCUGUAUCUAAGGAUCUCAUGGGAGGGAUGCAUCAGCAACUUAUACCAAAUACAAGUCAUCCCAAUCAAAUGCAUUCCACUAUGCCUAUGAGUUCUAUUCAAGCUGGUAUGAAUGUAGCGAAUGUGGGUGGCAACAUGGUGGUGACGAACAGCAACAUGUCCGGUGCUGGCAUGUUGGGCGGUGGGAUGAUGAACAAUGUGAACAAGCAGCUGCCGACACUCAUGGGCAAUAAUCACCAUCCGAAUGCGCAGCACCAUCCUCAUGCACAGGCAAUACAGAACGGGCCGUUGGGCGGGCGGGUCGUCGGCGGCGUGGGCGUCGGCGUGGGCGUGGGCAUGCAGGCGCCCAUGCGCUCGGGGCUCGGGCAGGGCGUCGUGCACGGCAUGUCGCACGCGCGCGCCGGCGGCGGCCACCCGCUCGUGCCGUACCACCCGCCGUACGGGCAGCCGGCGGCCGGCGGCGUGCAGCGCGCGGCCGGCGUGCGCUUCGGCGCGCCGCCCGAGGCGGGGGGCGGCGCCGCGCAGGCCGUGCCGCCCGCGCCCUCCCCGCAGACGCCGGGCGCGCCCGCCGGCGGACAGUCACAGCCGCAGGCGGCGGCGGCGCCGGCCGCGCCGAGCACGGGCUCGAUCGCGGACCCGGAGAAGCGCAAGCUGAUCCAGCAGCAGCUCGUGUUGCUGCUGCACGCGCACAAGUGCCAGCGCCGCGAGUCGCAGGCCAACGGCGAGACGUGGACGUGCACGCUACCGCACUGCAAGACCAUGAAGGGCGUGCUCAACCAUAUGAUGUCGUGUCAGGCGGGAAAAAACUGUGCAGUACCUCACUGUUCAUCAUCAAGACAAAUCAUCAAUCACUGGAAACAUUGCAAUAAGAAUGACUGUCCUGUCUGUCUACCACUCAAACAGGCAGAUAGGACUAGAUCUAAUACUAUGAAUGCGGCCGCCGUGUCUCACGCUACAACGGGCGUCGGCGUGGGCGUGGGCGUCAGCGGCGUGGGCGGCGCGGGCGCCAGCGUCGGCGGCGUCAGCGUGAACGUGAACGCGCAACCGCCUAACACGCUGCCGCCCGUCAACCCAUUACAAGGCGGCGCGAACGUAGCGACGAACGCGUCGAACGCGAACGCGGGCGGCGUGGGCGUGGGCGUCGGCGCGGGCGUGGGCGUGGGCCCGCCGGAGCUGAAGCGCGCGUACGAGGCUCUCGGGCUGGGCAUCUGCCCCACGUCGGGGAUGGGCUACGCGCGCGCGCCGCUCGCCCGCCUCGCCGCGCCGCACCAGCCCGUGCAGCAGCUGUUCCACCAGCAGCAGGACGUGCAGCAGCAGCAGCUCGGCGCCGGGGGGUUGCAGCUAGGCGGCGGGCCGGUGACGGCCAACCCCGUGUCGGGCACCAAGGAGUGGCACCAGUCUAUAACACCUGAUCUCAGAAACCACCUCGUGCAUAAACUGGUUCAAGCCAUUUUCCCGACACCCGAUCCCACGGCAAUGCAAGACAAACGUAUGCACAAUUUAGUUGCAUACGCGAGAAAAGUAGAAGGCGACAUGUAUGAAAUGGCUAGUACGCGCUCGGAAUACUAUCAUUUACUAGCCGAAAAGAUAUACAAGAUACAGAAGGAGUUGGAGGAAAAACGACAGAAGAGAAAAGAGCAGCAGUUGCAAGCGCAGCAGGCGCAACAACAACAGAACCAAUUGCAGCAGCAGCAGACUGGGGUUCUGCCCGGCGGGGGUGUGAUGGGCGGUGUAAGGCCCACGGCGCCGGUCGUGGGUGUGGGCGUGGGCAUUGGCGUGGGCGUCGGUAGGCCCAGCCUGCCCGCGCAAGCCGGCUUGCCCGCCAUGCGAAUACCUUCACCCGGCAUGAACCUGCCUAUGUCAGCAAAUCGAAUGACGUAUCAGCCUAACCUCGUUGGUCCGCCUGGCCCUAGUCCUAAUCAGAUGCCGCAAACGCCGAACGGCGGCACGGUGGGCGUGGGCAGCGUGAGCAACGUGAGCAACCCGGGCAUGUCCCCGUUCGGGCAGCCCAUCCCGUCGCCCGCGCAGUACUCGCUGCAGAGCAACGGGCCCGCGCUCGCGUCGCCGUCGCACCAGCCCGACAAGCGGCUCGCGAGCCCGUUCAUGAGCGGCGCGUUCCGCGAGCUGCCGUCGCCCGCGCCCACCACGCCGCACGCCAGCCCCGCGCCCGCGCCCAGCACGCCGCGCCCCGCGCCCGCGCCGCCCGCCCCGCCCGCGCCGCCCAGCCCCGACGUGAAGCGCGAGCCCGUGGAGCCCAAGGACGAGCAGGACGAGGACAGCUGCGGGCCCGGCGGCAAGGGCGCGCGCCCCGACCCCGACAAGGACGCGGAGCGCGCCGACGCGUUCGUCAAGCAGGAGAUCAAACAGGAGAUCAAGCAGGAGGUGAAGGAGGAGCCCGCGGAGGCGCCGCCGCCGGAGCCCGCGCCGCCCGACCGCGGGCCCAAGAAGCCGUUCGUGUUCAAGGCGGAGGAGCUGCGCCAGGCGCUGCUGCCCACGCUGGACAAGCUGUUCCGCCUGGAGCCCGAGUCGCUGCCCUUCCGCCAGCCCGUCGACGCGACGGCGCUCGGCAUCCCGGACUAUUUCGAUAUAGUGACGAAACCCAUAGACUUAUCUACGAUUAAGAUGAAGUUAGACCGUGGUGAAUAUAAGGACCCUUGGGAGUAUGUGGACGAUGUGUGGUUAAUGUUCGAUAAUGCGUGGCUUUACAAUAGGAAAAAUUCGCGAGUGUAUAGAUAUUGUACUAAGUUAUCCGAAGUGUUUGAGGUGGAGAUAGACCCAGUAAUGCAGUCGCUGGGCUACUGCUGCGGCCGCAAGUACACGUUCAACCCGCAGGUGCUCUGCUGCUACGGGAAGCAGCUGUGCACCAUACCGCGGGAUGCGAAGUACUUCAGCUAUCAGAACAGUCUUAAAGCAUAUGGGGUUGUGUCCGAUAGAUACACCUUCUGCCAGAAAUGCUUCAACGACAUCCAGGGCGACACCGUCACGCUCGGCGACGACCCGCUGCAGCCGCAGACCGCAAUCAAAAAAGAUCAGUUCAAAGAAAUGAAGAAUGACCAUCUGGAACAAGAGCCCUUCGUAGUGUGUACAGAUUGCGGGAGGAAGCAGCAUCAGAUAUGCGUGCUGCACCACGACUCGAUUUGGCCUCAAGGCUUCUGCUGUGAUAAUUGUUUGAAGAAGAAGGGGGCCAAACGGAAAGAUAACAAGUUCAGCGCUAAGAAACUGCCGACGUCGAAACUCGGCAUAUUUAUUGAGACUAGAGUGAAUAAUUAUCUUAAGAAAAAAGAGGCUGGUGCUGGCGAAGUGCAUAUCAGGGUGGUCGCGUCGUCGGAUAAGCUUGUAGAAGUGAAGCCAGGCAUGAGAUCGCGAUUUGUAGAAUCUGGGGAGUUAGCGUCAGAAUUCUCCUAUAGAGCGAAAGCGUUAUUUGCAUUUGAAGAAGUAGACGGUAGUGAUGUAUGUUUUUUCGGGAUGCACGUGCAGGAAUACGGGAGCGAAAGUCCGUCGCCGAAUACGAGGCGUGUAUAUAUAGCAUAUCUAGAUUCUGUACAUUUCUUCCAACCGAAGCAGUACCGUACUGCCGUGUAUCACGAAAUACUAUUAGGUUAUUUGGACUACGCCAAACAAUUAGGCUACACUAUGGCCCACAUCUGGGCCUGUCCGCCUUCAGAAGGCGACGAUUAUAUCUUUCACUGCCAUCCGCCCGACCAAAAAAUACCGAAACCGAAGCGAUUGCAGGAGUGGUAUAAGAAAAUGUUAGAUAAAGGAAUUAUAGAAAGGAUAAUAUUAGAUUAUAAAGAUAUUCUGAAGCAAGCCAUGGAGGACAAUAUCUCGUCGGCGGCGGAGUUGCCGUACUUUGAGGGGGACUUUUGGCCGAAUGUUUUAGAAGAGUCUAUCAAGGAGUUGGACCAGGAGGAGGAGGAGAAGAGGAAGCAGGCUGAAGCCGCCGAGGCAGUGGUAUUUCAGUCGUCAGAAGAGAGCGAACAAGGGCCGGACGGCAAGAAGAAAGGGCAGAAGAAAGCGAAGAAGUCGAACAAAUCGAAAGCGGCGCAGCGGAAGAACAGCAAGAAGCAGAGCGACCAGCAGCAGGGCAGCGAUCUCAGCGCGAAGAUAUUUGCGACCAUGGAGAAGCAUAAGGAGGUGUUCUUUGUGAUACGGUUGCACUCUGCGCAGUCUGCCGCUAGUUUAGCUCCUAUUCAAGACCCCGACCCAUUAAUAAACUGUGAUCUGAUGGACGGUCGCGACGCCUUCCUCACUAUGGCGCGCGACCGACACUACGAAUUCUCCUCAACGAGACGAGCUUUCUUCUCAACGCUAUGCAUGUUGUACGAACUACACAACCAAGGCCAAGACAAGUUCGUGUACACGUGCAACAGCUGCAAGUCGCACGUGGAGACCCGCUACCACUGCACCGUGUGCGACGACUUCGACCUGUGCGUGCCCUGCUACGACAAGGAGGGCCACCCGCACAAGAUGGAGAAGCUCGGCUUAGAUCUCGACGUGGGCUCGUCGCCGGGCGACAUGAAGCAGGCCAACCCGCAGGAGGCGCGCAAGCUGUCCAUCCAGCGGUGCAUCCAGUCGCUGGUGCACGCGUGCCAGUGCCGCGACGCGAACUGCCGCCUGCCGUCCUGCCAGAAGAUGAAGCGCGUCGUCACGCACACCAAGAUCUGCAAGCGGAAGACGAAGGGCGACUGCCCGAUCUGCAAGCAGCUCAUCGCGCUGUGCUGCUACCACGCGAAGCACUGCCAGGAGAGCAAGUGCUCGGUGCCGUUCUGCAGCAGCAUCAAGCAGAAGUUGAAGCAGCAGCAAGUGCAGCAGCGUGUGCAGCAACAACAACUACUGCGCCGGCGCAUGGCAGCUAUGAACACGCGGGGCGGCGCCGCGGGGCCCAGCUCGCCGCCGCCCGCGCCGCCGCUGGCCUCGCCGCCGCCCGCCAAGCCCGCCGCGCACGCGCUGCCGCACAACGUGCAGAAGGCGCUGCAGCAGUGCAAACCGCAACAGGUGCAAGAGGAGGCGGCUCGGCAGCAGGCGCCGUCGUACGGCAAGCAGGGCGCGAUGGGCCCGCCGGGCGGCGCGCGGGCCGACUGGGCGGCGCGCUACCGCGGGCCGCCGCCGCUGCACCACGCGCCGCACCACGCGCGCCUGCCGCACGCGCCGCACCACGCGCCGCACGUGCAGCACCCGCCGCACCCGCACCCGCCGCAGCAACAGCGAGCGGGCGCGCCCGCAGCGGCGUCGCAGCCGCAGCACAUGCAGCAGAAGGCGCUGCAGCAGCUCAUGGCCACGCUGCGCUCGCCGACCAGCCCCAACCAGCAGCACGAGAUACUGCAGAUACUCAAGUCCAACCCGCCGCUCAUGGCCGCCUUCAUCAAGCAGCGCGCGCAGAACGCCCAGAACCAACAACAGGCGAGCGGAGGCGUGAGCUCCGUGAGCUCAGUGGGCGGCGUGGGCGGGCACGUGGCGCUGGGCGGCGUGCAGCAGCCGCAGCAGUUGCAGCACAUGAUGCAGCCGCAGCAGCAGCGGCUGCAGCAGAUGCACCAGAUGAUCCCACAACAAGGACAAGUCGGCGGAGUGUCGAACGUCGGCGGCGUGGGAGGCGUCGGCGGCGUGGGCGGCGUGUCGUCCGUGGGGCUGGGCGGCAUGGCGGGCGGCGGCAACGCGUGGUUCAAGCCUGCGGGGCCCGCGGGCGGCGCGGUGGGCGGCGUGGGCGGCAUGGGCGGCGUGGGCGCGGUGGGCGGCGUGAUGGGCAUGCGCGGCGCGUACGCGGGCGCGGCGCCGCGGCUGGCGGCGCGCUACUUCCCGGGCGCGGUGCAGCGCUCGCCGCCCGCCACGCCGUCGCCGCGCCCGCCCACGCCGUCCGAGCUGCUGCUGCUGCGCCAGUCGCCCGCGCCGCCCGCCCCGCACCCGCCCGACGACCAGCUGCCGCCCAUGACGCCGCAGGACCAGCUCACCAAGUUCGUGGAGCAGUUGUAGUGUACAUAGCGCCGCGGUCGGCGGGGCUGUACCAUAUAGCCUAGCGCCCCGCCAACCCGCCCCCUACCCCCUACCCCCUACCCCCUACCCCCCUUAUUUAUUGAUAUCGUCGCGAAGGACGUGUUAGUAUUACGAUGAACGAAUCGAGCGCUCAAUGUACAAAAUGUAAAUAUGAAACGAGUACAUCCUGUCCGCUUUUACGUAAUUGUAAGUUGUUCGUACUGUAGGUACAUUAUGAUACUUAUUCUGUUUAUUGUAAUUAAAUCAUUUUAUAAUAUAAUUAUGUGAUAUUAUA
Messenger RNA from Colias croceus (clouded yellow), 7130 nucleotides. Its product is annotated as histone acetyltransferase p300-like. Lineage: Eukaryota; Metazoa; Arthropoda; Insecta; Lepidoptera; Pieridae. The transcript is spliced from 23 exons. Gene Ontology annotation, biological process: positive regulation of transcription by RNA polymerase II. The coding region runs from base 467 to 6835 and encodes 2122 amino acids. Gene Ontology annotation, cellular component: histone acetyltransferase complex; nucleus; transcription regulator complex. The record is from RefSeq and is a predicted model, not a curated record. Gene Ontology annotation, molecular function: chromatin DNA binding; histone acetyltransferase activity; protein binding.